This is a messenger RNA of Dreissena polymorpha, 5360 nucleotides long. Its product is annotated as probable serine/threonine-protein kinase tsuA. The coding region runs from base 110 to 1357 and encodes 415 amino acids. The record is from RefSeq and is a predicted model, not a curated record. The transcript has 6 exons. Lineage: Eukaryota; Metazoa; Mollusca; Bivalvia; Myida; Dreissenidae.
CGGAUAUUCACCGCUUCAAGACGAUUGUUUGGCUGACCUUGUCGGAUUAAAAAUAGAAAAGUUAUAAUGUAAACAAAAAUAAACUGCUAGCAAACAUCCCGACGUUACGAUGAAUGAUUCAGCUUCUACACAUGGCCAGCAACCCCCAUCCAAGCGGAUGAGAGUGAUGAUCCCUACCUCAUCAACUGCCACUUCUAUGGUCACCACUGAGUAUCAGGGAAAACUCCAAAUCCCUGAUGUUAGACGCAGCCAGACCAGGGGAUACAUUGUAUUUUCUCGGGAAUUCCGAAAAAUUGUUAAACAAGAAAACCCCGAAUGUGAUUUUGGCGAAAUUAGCCGCCUGGUGGGCACAAAGUGGCAAAACCUUGACAAAGAAGAGAAGGAAAAGUAUAAGGACAUGGCUAGAAAGAUUAAUGAAGAACAUCAGGACAAACAGGAGGCAGCAGAAAUAGCCUUUAAUGAGAGCCUGUCUAAGCAAUAUCAGAAGCAGCAGCAGCAGCAACAACAACAGCAGCAGUGGACAGAGCAGCAGCCUGGCACGCCAGGGCAGGCACCAAGGCUGGCGACUCCUGCUCAGCAAGCUCAUCAUAGAAAAAAGCAGGAGGGAAAAAAGGCCAAGGAACACAAAGAACAAGACGAGGCUCUUAUGCAACUUCAGCAACAGAGCACGCCCCUAUAUCAACCUCGCGUCGCCAGGGGAGGGUACAGUCCCCGAGGUCCUAGGAACAUGGCCCGGCAGCAUCAGGGUCCAGUGGGGCUGGGCAGUCCUGGGGUAAACUCUGGGGUUAGGUUUGACCCUUAUAAGAGACCUGUUAACUACGGCAACAACGGACCUUCUAACAACAGUCUUACAAGUGUCAAAAAUGAAUUAGAUGACAUUUCAAAUCAAAGUGCUGAGAAUACGGGUAAUCAGUUAAUGAGAGAAAAUAUAAACGUGAAAACUGAGUCAGUGAAUGAGGAAAAUUUAUCGGGAUUGGUCACGUCAAAUAUGGCAAAUAGUCAGGGUGAUAUCAAACAAGAAGGGCUGGAAUUAGGGGCAGAUUUCACCAACUUCAUGUCUGGGAAGAGUGAAAGUGAUUCAAAUGUGAGAGUGAAGCUUGAAGCAGUGGAUAAUGAUUUAGAAAUCAAGGGUGUGGAGGGGGGUCAGCCCAUGCAACCCCAGGACUGGAGUGCUAAUGUUUCCAUGGGAACAAACUUUGACCCAACUGGUGCUACUGGUUCCCAGGCAGACAUGACGGGGCAGCAGGGAUACAUUUACAUGAGAAGAUGCACUGAAGCUGGACAAAACAAUUGGCAAGAUGUGAAUACUUAUAACCUUACUGCUGGUAAUUCAGAUUCAGAUUCUGGCGAAGCCUAAAGCUAAAAUGCUCCAACAGGACAGUGGCAGUUAUUCAUAUGAAGUAAUAAAUGAAGCAAAGGAUGUAAAUAUUAGUGCAAUUUGCUCCAGUGAACUUGUGACAGAAGCAAAUACAUCAAUUGUGACAAUAAAUGGGGAUACAAGUGUCAGUACAUGUCAGAAACAACUGCAAGUCAUACCAAAUGUAUAUAACUCUGUUGAAAUAAUGCCUAACACUAUUGGGGAAUCAGAUAAAAUUGUCAACCAAGCAUUGCCAAUCAAUAACACACCUCCAACAAAAAUUGCUCUGAAACGGAAAUAUGAUACUAGAAAAACACAAGUUCAGUCUGCUGCCUCACCAGAACCUUCAUCCCAUGCAGCAGUUGCGUAUUCGAUGAACAAAAAUCAAACCUGUUUGAGUAAAGUCUCUUUGAGUAGCUUCUCAGCUGAACAGAACGGUACACUUUUGCAACAGAAAGAACAGGAAUUAGAAUGUAAAAAUUGUCAUGAGAAAUACUCUAUGAUUAAAGCUUUUUCUAACCAUCUAGCAAUUGAAAUACACUUGCAGAAUGAGUGCUUGAAUACGAUGAUAGAUUACGAACCUGUUUUUGACAGCAAGUAUUUGAGUGAACAGUUUAAGAAGUUGCAAGUUGAUUUUGAGGUAAUGGAAUGUACUUGCAAAUCUAUUUUACUUUCUCAAGCUGAAUUCAAUUCUCACCUUAAGCGUGGUCGUUGUGAAAAGGAUUUAAAAUGUCCGUUUGACAACUGCAGUAAAUCAUUUGGACCCUGUUCUGAUUGGAAUAUGCAUGUGAAAGAGUACCAUGGUAUCAGCGUCAGAGUGCAAAAACAGCUUUAUGGAUGUGGUGCAUGCGACAAAAUUGUUGAAACUAAAUUAGAGCUAGAGAAACACAGAAAUUCUGGAUUUCAUCCAAACCAUGUUUUGUGCUGUGGCCAUAAAUUCUCAUAUGAAAGAGAUUAUAACUCCCAUCGUAGUAGUGAUCAUGACUUUAAAACCCCUCGACCGUCAAUUUAUAACUGUGAGCAACUAGACUGCGAUUUUACUUGUUUUGACGAACGAUUCUUGCGGAUUCACAUGAACACAUGCCACUUUCAAGAACUUUUCCAGUGCAAUUUUGAUGAAAAGGACAGGAUAAAUAAUGACUGUUAUAGAAUUUUCAAAACUGAAGCUGACUGGUACAAGCACCUAGAUCAGCAUGUAAGUGUGGGAUACUGCACAUUUUGCAAAGCUUCAUUGUUCCACAAGUGUUAUUGGAAAAAACCUAAGCUGAUGCACAUAGAUCCCAAGAGUAGGUUGGCUUGUCAAUAUACAACAAGCUUUUGUAAAUCAUUGGAAGAAACGGUUUUUGAAACAGUACAGGAAACUGGCUCUGUGCAAAGUGAAACAUCUGCAUCACAUGAUCAACAUGAACAAUCGGGCACAAAACAAGCUUCGAAAGAGGCGACAAUCCAGAACACUGACAAAGCAGGAACAACAGCUGCUGAUGACGAAAAAACGUUGAAUGUUACAACUCAACAAAAAGAGAGCAAUCAAACGGUUCAGAACAAUUUUACAGGACACUCCUGAUAAUGAACUGGUUUGCAAUGAAAUUAAUGAUAAACAAUUAAGAAAUGCAGUGUCUAAGGAUCUUCAAGAAAAAGAAAUUGAUAAACAACAACUAGAAGUCACUUGUUACCAAUAUGCAGACAAAAAUCUGAAUGCGAAAACUAAACUUGAUUCUCCCUUUGGUUUAGAUAUAACUUUGGAGCAAAGUGUACAUAGAUCAGUAAAAGAAAGUAACACUGUGAAGACUAGCAGUGUGCAAAAUGUAAAGAAUGGAUUUAACAAUAGUCCUAAGCAACAAUCUGUGAAACAACGAUCGUUAAACGAAAAGAGUGUCAUGGACAUCAGAUCAACAUCAUCCAAAGAAGACACUGAAAAUUAUCCAAAAAUUUUGCCUGAACAUAUGAAGAUACCCCGCUUUAUGAAGGUUGAUGAGCAUUGUUAUGAGGGAGUGUCUGAUAUAGACGGUGUAACAUAUGACGAUAUUUACAGACUAAUUCCAAGCGCAAUCCGAAAGUCCUUCUUCCAACCCAACUUCCUGUGUACUGUUAGGAACUGCAAUAAUUUGUCUGGCUCAGAGAUAAAACAUGAUAGUCAUCAUUCAGAUAAGCAUCCAUCUGCAAAAUGUUCAUAUUCUUGCCUUAACGCGGAUGCAGUGGCUCAGAUGUAUGAAAAAACGUUUUAUCCUUUCCAGUCCAUGUUUUACUGCAAUGUGAGAGGUUGUAACUUCCUUCGUUUUCUUCCUUCAAUGUCUGACCAUUUCCCACAAGAACUGAAAGCUCACAGCGAACAGCAUGAUUACUCAUUUGUAAAAGAUGAGAAUCACUGUGAAAAAUCAUGUAACUCAUAUUUUGUUUGUACUGCAUGUGAUAUAAAAUUAAGAACGUUUCAGCAUUAUGCACUUCAUGGAAAUGUUUGUAAAAUCAGUAAAAAUAACAACCGGUUACGGGUUUAUAUUUUUAAACAGUGUUCUGACGGUUGUGAAACAACUUUAUGUCCGGUAUGUAGUCAAGGUCCAUUUAAUCAGACUGGCUUUCGAAGAGCACUUUUUGAACAAUCAUAAAGUUGUUCGUGUCUAUGAGUACUGGAGGUGUUGUAUUGCAGAUAGCAUAGUACAUGUUUUCUUCUACCCAUAUAACAAAUGGAAAUACGGUGGAUUGGUUAUACGACAAUUAAUCAUUACCUCCACUUUUGCUUCUACUGUCCAUCAGGUGAACAUGUGUAAAACGUCUCGGGGGACCAUUGAAAUGCUUAAAAAAAAUGUGAUGAAACAAAUAGAAAACAGGUCAGUUCCGUUGUGGCCCGGGCAACAAACCAGCUUUAGCAAAAGUUGGUGCAGUAACAAAUGGCCCAAGUGCAUUUGAGCUCGUAACAACAGGUUUGUCAACCUUACCUUCCCGUACUCCGAAGAAAAGUGAAAUUCGUAAAAAUGAACAAAUAAAUCUAUUAGAAGAUAAGUCGAUUCUUAAUGACUUGAGAUACAUACAAGCAAAUGCAAAGGUUGAUGUGGUUACAUCUGGCUCAAGGGCAAAUAAGCUUGUAGCAACCGCUUCGUCUAACUCUGUCAUGCCGCAACCACCGCAUAAUGACGUCAAUCCGACUGAAACGGAAACCAUAAAAAUAUACAUGAUAAAGCCAUUGACGGAUAGUCUCUCUAGUACGCCUGAUUUGAUUUGUGUGGACGCAGAUUCCAUCGAACUGCGUAUGGAUACAUUAUCUACACAGUCAGCACCGGAUAAUUACGCACAUGAUAGUAUUAAUAUGAGAGAAGAAACCUUUAAGAUUGUCAAGCAAACCUCAAAAACAAGUAUUUUAUCAACAUUUGAAACAAGUUUGUUGGUGCCAUCAUUUGUGUCAAGAACGGGUAAUGCCUUAAAUGGUAGUAUUGCCAUGAGAUAUAUACCAACUGUGGUUGAUGAGCAGAAAUCAAAUACAAGUAUUUCAUCAUCAAAAGAAAGCUAUUUAAACGUACACGGAAGCACUGCUGAAUGUUCCAAAACAUCUGAAACAAGUAUGUUUAGGCCAUCGAUUGUGUCGCCAAUGGGCGAUUUAUCUUGUGCAAUGAACAUAUUGCCAGUUAAAACUGAACCAUUUGAAUCGGGUAUGUAUGCCCAAGCCAUUUCGUCAACCACAAAGAAUGCUGUUGUCGAAACAAGUGAUCAAUUGAAUUCAACUCAUGUGAGUGAAAGUUCACACGAUUCUUUAAGCUGGCUAAAUAGUUCCAUUUUCAAAGAAGAACUGCUGGUCGACGAUGUCACAACUGGACAAUACGUUGUCCAAAUUUACAAAGUUUGUGACGACGGUGAAAUCAAAGUAGAAGCAGACUCUUGACAUUUCCUUUCAUGUGAAAGCUCUUAAACGCUCUGUAACUAUUGUUAAGAACAAUCGUACCUUUUGGGUCCCAUGCAAUUGUUUCUACGUAAAUUACGAUAUCAAAGAAUGCAUAUUAUAAUUCAAAGGGAA